Messenger RNA from Aureococcus anophagefferens, 642 nucleotides. RefSeq lists its product as hypothetical. The transcript has a single exon. NCBI's taxonomy places the organism in Eukaryota, Pelagophyceae, Pelagomonadales, Pelagomonadaceae. Gene Ontology annotation, cellular component: cytosol. The coding region runs from base 1 to 642 and encodes 213 amino acids. The record is from RefSeq and is a predicted model, not a curated record. Gene Ontology annotation, molecular function: oxidoreductase activity; FMN binding.
AUGAAGAAGCCAACGUUCGUGCUCAUGUGCGGGUCGAGCCGCAAGGGGUCCCACAACGCGAAGCUAUUGGAGUCCGUGCGGUCGCGCCUGGCCGCCGAGGACGCCGCCUGCGAAGUCGUGGACCUGGACGCGCUGCAGCUCCCGAUCUACAGCCAGGACCUGGAAACGGCGUCGAUGCCGCGCGCCGCCGUGGAGCUCAAGGAGAAGCUCGUCGCGGCGACGGGAUUCGUCAUCGCGUGCCCCGAGUACAACGGCAUGCCGACGCCCCUGCUCCUGAACGCGAUCACCUGGGCGACGCGCGGCGAAGGCGGCAUGUACGCGGGGUUCCAGAACAAGUGCGCGAGCGUCGUCGCGACGUCGCCGGGCCCCAUGGGCGGCUUGCGCAUGGUCCGGACGAUGCACACGAUGCUGCAGGACAUGGGCGCGGUCGUCAUCACGCCGGCCGUCGCGCUCGGCGGCGCGGGCAAGAUCUUCGACGACAGCGGCGCGCUCGUCGACGCGCGGUCCGCGGGCAAGGUCGACGCGCUCUGCGGCCAGCUCAUGCACUUCGCGCGCUUCCAGGCGAACCGCGACAAGGACGACUGCAUCGUCCGACUGAUCAACGAGCAGAAGGUCAUGGGCGAGUACGGGUCGACGGAGUAG